GGCGGAGCUGGGUGCGGCCGACAGGAGGCGCUGUUAGUGGACAGCUUCAGUUUGAAGGCAUCAGACCCGCAGGGCGAUGUCACCUGUCCGCGCUGUCACCUCCUGCCGCAGCAGAAACACCUGGACGAACAUCUGAGCUCCAUCCUCGCCGUCAGCUUUCAGAGCAGCUGAGUUCUCUUCAGGAGCAGCAUGGCGACACAACAGUCCAUCCUGAGGGAGUUCUGCCCACUCUACUACCUGCUGAACGCCAUCCCAGCAAAGGUGCAGCGAGGGUUCAGAUCCGUCCUCGUCUACCUGACAGCUCUGGACAGCAGCUCUGACUUCCUGGCGGUGGGCAGCAGCAUCGGGAUGCUCUACCUGUACUGUCGUCGCCUCGCACACAUGAACAAGUACAGCCUGGAGGGGAAGUGUGACGCCAUCACGGCGGUGAAGCUGCUCAGCUGCUUUGAUGAUCUGGUUGCCGUGGGAACAGCUUCAGGUCGGGUCGCGGUCUUCCAGCUGGUGUCUCCGCUUCCUGGUCGUAACAAACAGCUAAGGCGUUUCGACGUGGUCGGCCUCCAUAAAGGCUCCGUCACCUCGCUGGCCUGGAGCACCAACGGGAUGAAGCUUUUCUCCGGAGAUGAUAAAGGACGGGUGGUGUUCUCUGCUCUGGACCUGGACCAAGGAGUGUGUAAACCUGUGCUGCUGCUGGAGGAGUCCUCAGGUGUGGUCCAGAUAGAGUACAGUCACCAGGUGCUGCUGGUCUCAACACAACAGAGGUCUCUGCUUUACUGCACUCAGACACAGGAGGUUCUGCAGCUGGGAACCAAGCCCCGCAAGAGCAGCGGCAGGUUUGGCGCCUGCUUCCUUCCUGCUCUCUGUAAACAGAGCGACCUUCAGGUGUUUGCUGCUCGACCUGGACUCAGACUGUGGAGGUCUGACAUCAGAGGACAGGUGGAGGACACCCGGCUGCUCAAGCCACUCUUCAACACACAGAUACCUCAGUUUGAGUUGUUUCCUCGUCCGGCUCCGAUCGGAGCGUAUCGUCCAGCAGAACGACAGCUCGGCCUGCUCAGCUGUUUCCUCAGAGAGGGCUGGAUCCUCAGCUGGAACGAGUACAGCAUCUACGUCCUGGACUGCCUCAACGAGGUGAUCAUUGGAGCGUUGGAGAGCAGUGGAGACAUCGUGUCGGUGUCGUGUUGUGAAAAUGAGAUCUUCGUCCUGAAAGGAGACAGAGACAUCAUCCGUCUGUCCAACAGCCCAGAAGGACUGGCGUCCAACUUGUCAGAGCUCUCAGUCCGUCUGACCUCACCUCUGACCACGCCCACCAUCCUCCAGCCAACCGGAUCGGUGGAAACGGCUCAGCCAAUCAGAACCAUGGCCAUCAUCGUAGAGGGAGGGGGGAGGGAGGAAGGGGGAGGAGGGAGAUUCUGUCAGGAAGGACAAGACGAGGAAGAGGAGGGAGGAGUGGAGGAGGUGGAGGAGGCCGAGGAGCAGGAGGAGCAGCUGGAGGCGAUGGAAGUCUGUCAGAGAUCCGGUUUGGUCACCAGCAGCUCCCGUAGCCGCAGCAGCUCCGUCACUUCCUGGGACAGUCUCCACGGAAACGCCGGGGUGAGCACGUCCUCCGAGCUGAGCUCCAGACGCUACAGCGCCCCCUUGGGUCAGGAGGAGAUGCAGCAGGAGCUGGUGGUGAAGGCCAUCAGGGUGAAGAAGAAGAGGAGGAGACGACAAGACAGCAGCAGUGGAAACCGUCUCUCGGAGAGCAGCUGUUCGGAAUCCAUGUUUGUCGUCCAGGACGGCAGCUGUAGUGAUGGAGGAAGUGGAACUCCUCUGAGCGAUCGAGCGUCCCUCAUCGGUCUGGACCUCCAGAACCAAGACUCCCCAGACCAGAACCAGGACUCACAGGAAGCAGAUGGUGGAGGCCCAGACAAAGCCAUGAAAGACAGAGAGUUCUCCUCCAACCAGGCCGGCUCCGUCCUCCCUCCAGGCUCUCUGCUCCUCCAGGGUCUGGAGAACCAGCUGAACCCCAGAAAGGCCUCCGGUACUGGUUCAGAUGCAGACAUCGUCCCCCCGACUCCAGAUGUGGACCUGCUGCUGGAGUGCACUUUCUCCUACAUGCACAACUCCGAGGAGGACGAUGGACUGGAGCAGCAGCCAAUGGAGGAGCAGGAGGACGAGUUUCUGAGCCCUCUGAUUGGACCAGAGGAGGAUGAGGAGGAGGAAGAUGAUGACCUGGCUCCCCCUGCUGGUCUGGCAGACCAGAUGUUUUACUCCACCAUGUCCACUCUGGACAGGAAGCCCAGUGUGUCCAGUGAUGAAGAGGGAGAUAUCUACCGUCACUCUCUGCCCCCUGGUGGCAAGGCAGGGGACGUCCACACCUGUCCGUCCAAUCAGACGGAGAAGACAACCGACAGACAGACAAACCAGGACAGUCAGGACAGAGAGAGACACAAACCAGACCAGUUGGCUGAAAGUUGGAUGGGAUACUCAGGACCUGGAUGUGGAAUACUGAGCCUGCAGGUGACAGACAGGUAUGUGUGGUGUCUGGAUUUUAAAGGAGGACUGUUCUGCAGUGUUCUGCCUGAAACUGGACUCAACUGGCAGCGCUUUGAAGAUAAUGUCCACCAGGUGGCAUUAUCACCUUCAGGUAACCUGCUGUGGAAGGUGGAACAGAAGACCAUGACGGCAUUCGCUUGUGCUAAAGUUUCGGUUAAAGGUAAACGACACUGGUACAAAGCGGUGGAGCAAACAGCCUUCGUGGCUCUGAGUGACGACUCGGCCUGGAUCAUCCGGACCAACGGAGACCUCUACCUGCAGACAGGUCUGAGCAUGGAGCGUCCCUGCGCUCGCUCGGUGAAGGUGGAGUCUCCCUGCGUGUUCAGCCAGGUGUGUGUCCGGGCAGGUGUGGUCUGGGCUCUGAGCGAACACAAGGCUCUGUUCUACAGGGAAGGACUGGACAGUUACUGCAGCGAGGGAGAGGGCUGGAAGUACGACACCGUCAGUGAGGCUCAGGGCCUGGAGCUGAUGUGCGUUGCCCUGGGAGACGGUGGGACGGCCUGGGCGCUGGACGCCAGCGGCAGCCUCUGGUUCCGGACCGGCAUCUGUUCCUCCAAACCGCAGGGCGACGACGACCACUGGUGGCAGAUCAGUAUUUCGGACUACGUGGUCUUCGAUCAGGGCAGUCUGUUCCAGACGCUGCUGCAGGCCACGCACAGCGUUGCCACGGUAACCAGGGCGCCGGUGGAGCGGGUGGUGGCCUUCCUGUCGCAGUACUCUCAGUGCCAGCCGAGCCUGGUCAGUGCCAAUGCCAGCGGAGUCUGGGUCGCCUCAGGACGGAACCAGCUGCACCUGGCCCGUGGCAGCCUGGUGGGAACUUUCUGGCAGAAUGUUGUUCCAAGAGGAACCGUCUCAGCCACCAGGUGGACCUUCAUCACGUCUUCAGCUGUGCCGCACAAAGAAGGUACGUUCCUGUGGUUGGCUCAGAGCAGGAAGGAUCUGUUCUGUGUCUGGGAUCAGGAUGGAGAGCUCCGCCCCUCUUCUGUCCUUCUACCACCUGAGGUGGAGCUGACUCACCUGUCUGCCUGUCGUGACGCUCUGUGGGGUUUGGACACUCACGGCCGAGUCAGCAUUCGAACGCUGUCCCCGUCCUGUCCCACCGGGCUGCACUGGACCCUCCUGGACCUCAGCCAGCUCGGAGGUGUUCGUCUGGUCAGUGUGAGCUGCGGCAGUCAGAACGUCUGGGCCGUGGACAGUCGAGGAGUCGUUUACUUCAGAGUUGGAACCCAACCACUGAACCCGAGCAUGAUGCUGCCAGCCUGGAUCCACAUAGAACCACCUGUACAGCCAAUAGGAGUGCAGCUGGUCAGCAUUCAGACGAGUCCUAACGAUCGCCUCCUCUGGGCGUUGGACAACAGAGGAAGUGUCUUCGUCAGGACUGGACUCAGCGACGAGAUGCCCGUUGGGACGGACUGGGAGCUGGUACCAGGUCUGGCAGUCAGUCAGCUGGUCCUCAGCUGUCGGACUGUGUGGGUUCGCUGCGUGAACGGGGACUUGGCUCGACGUUAUGGCGUCUCUGAAAGAAACCCGGCAGGCGAUUACUGGAAGAAGAUCCCUGGAAGCGCCAACUGGUUCACUGUUACUCCUGAGGACGAGUUGUGGGCAGUUACUCCUAUUGGUGGAUUGUCCCGCCGACUGACAAAGCUCCUCCCACAGACCCCCAGUAGACCCGCCCCCUCAGGCCCCACCCUCGGAGGAGAUGACGUUGACGACGAAUGGGAGCUCAUCUGACCUGCUUGGUGUUGGUCAGAGUGAUCUCACCUGGCAGAAUGCUGUGAUGUCACGGUGACAACACUUCCUGUUUACAAACUUCUCUCUGGGCAGACAGGAAGUGGGCAGGUGACAUCACUUCCUGUGAUGACUGCCACACAGGGAGGUCAGGUGGCUGCUAGGAAACGAAGUGAACUUGUUUUAUUUUUGUUUUAACGGGAAGCACUUUAAACUCUAAAGGGAGACGGACCACACCCUCGCUUAGACUGGUUCUACUGGACCAGAACCAGAGAGGAACUCAUCAGAUACCACUGGAACCAGUCAGUGGGUACUACUUUCUCACUAAGACUUCUUCUGCUGUUACUGCUCAACCAGAACCAAUAACGAACUAAUCAGAAAACAUUGGAACCAGUCAGGGGUAUUACGUCCUCACUUAGACUGGCUGUGCUGGUGCUAUUGGUCCAGAACCAGUUAGAAACCUGUCAGUAGGUAUUACAUCCUCACGAUGCUAGUUCUGCUGACAAAUCCAGCAGAACCAGCGGGUUUGUAGUAGCUUCUCACUCAAGUCUGGUUCCACUGACCCAGAGUCAGUCAGGAACCAGUAGAACCAGUCAGGAACUAUUCAGAAACCAGUUAGAACUUGCCUGUAUGUACGACAUCCCCACUGAGAUUAGUUUUACUAGUUCUCACUGGGUCUGAAAGGUGGUAGUGGGUUUCUGACAGGUUCUGUUUUUCUUUGCUGGUUCUAACUGGUUUUUGAUUUGUUCUGUUGCCUGUUUGAAAUCAGAUCUUUUAUUUCAGUACAGUGUGGUCUUACUGGUCCUUACUGCAUCUAACUGACUCUAACUCACCAGGUGUGACUGGUUGUAACUGGUUUCUGUGGGUUCUAAAUCUGCUAACACUUAAUCCAGGUAAUUUCAGACUGGUUUAAAAUCAGAUCAUUUAUUCAGUUUAAUGGGGUCUUACUGGUUCUAACUGGUUCUAAAAGCUCAGUUUUUCAUUCUACUUUAGUUCAGUCUGGUUCUGUAUACGAAUUUUAAAGGGACAUUUCAUAGCUCAGUUCAGUCCAGUUAAGUCUGUUUGUACCUGGUUCUAACUGGGUUAGGAACUUGUUAGGGACUAAUCGAUAUGUAAGCACCUGAACUGGUUCCACUUUUACUUCACUCUGGUUCUGUAUGAGGACUUUAAAGGGACAUUACAGGGGAGCAUUAACACUAAAGGUCAGUGUGGUUCUAAGUAUAUAUAACAGGUUCUCCGUCAGCACGGUUCCAUUUUCUGAUUAUGUAUCACAGUUAGCUUCAAGCUAACGGGGGCAUUAAUCUGAAUCAGUCUGUCGGUUCAGUUUCCUCUUCUGAGAAACUGAAACCUGAAAACUUUCUGGGUUCUUAGUACCAACCCGGAUCCUCUGACUGGGUGUUAGUGGGACCAUGCUGGACCGGAUCAAACUGAACCAUCACACUAAGACCGAUAACCAGCUGACUAACAGGUGUCGUGGAAAACGCUACCUGUCUGUUGCCUCGUUACCACGGUAACAGACAGAAGCCCCGCCUACUGGGACUGAGGCAUGGAAAAAUGUAAAAAAAAAAACCAUUAAAUAUACGUUUGCUUGUUGAAGAAACGGGAAAAACACAAAGAUAGUGCAGAAACAGGAUGUAGAACAAAACCUGAAACCUUAUGGACCCUGAUGGACGCUGAUGGAUGCUGAUGAUCCCUGAUGGACCCUGAUGGGUUCUGAUGAACAGUGGUGGACUAUGGGCCUGCAUUAAGGUCCAGGUCUGAACUGAGUUUAUCCCUAACAGGCUAAAAUAGUGACGAAAACACAGACUGGUCCUUAGCGCCUACUCCAUCUCUGGCUGUUUCGCCAUGGAGAACUGGGCAGGUGUGACUCUGUGGUGAUGUCAUCCUGCUGUUAGCUGAUUGGUUGGAUAUUCAGCCAAUUAGAUUCAGUGUAAACUCACCUCUUGUGUUUCAGUCAUUAACUUAAUAAACAUGUUUAAACACUG
This is a messenger RNA of Acanthochromis polyacanthus (spiny chromis), 6248 nucleotides long. It is a transcript of the gene tecpr2, whose product is annotated as tectonin beta-propeller repeat containing 2. Lineage: Eukaryota; Metazoa; Chordata; Actinopteri; Pomacentridae. Gene Ontology annotation, molecular function: protein binding. The record is from RefSeq and is a predicted model, not a curated record.